Molecule: messenger RNA, 2238 nt
Organism: Arachis duranensis
Lineage: Eukaryota; Viridiplantae; Streptophyta; Magnoliopsida; Fabales; Fabaceae
Exons: 9
Coding region: 662-1933 (423 amino acids)
Source: RefSeq, a predicted model, not a curated record
ACCCGUUCACAAAAGCCUAACAAAACCAACCCUUCCCAAACCCCCACCCAAACGUGACCUAAACCUAGCCGCAACACUCACUCUGCAGUCUGCACUCUACUCUCGAAACCCACUCCCAGCACCUCCCACUCCCAGCCCGCGCCAACCCACUUCCUCCCACCACCUCCCAGUGCCGCCGAACCCUUCCUCCCAGCGCCGCCGAUCCCUUCCUCCCAGCGCCGCCGAUCCCUUCCUCCCAGCACCUCCUCGCGGACAGCACCAGCCAGCACCACCGUCGCGGACAGCACCACCCACAGCACCGUUUUUGGCUUCGCGGAGACAGCAUCACCCAGCCACCCACAGCAUCGUUUCUGGCCUCGCGGACAGCACCCAGCCACCGAAUCAAGUCAGAUAUGGAGCCUCCGAGUUAGCAGAAAAUGUGAGAAGGACAAUGAAAGAGAGGCUUUCACUGGGAAAGAAAGCUGUUUGGAGUGUGCUGAGUGGAAGCUAGGGGGAUUCAUGUUUGGUAUGCAAUUGCAUUGGUGAUUGGUGCAAAAUUUGUUCCUUUACAUAAACCACGGAAGGUGCCAGCUGAACGUUCUCUCUUGGAUUUUUUCUUCCCUGGAGCUCCAAUUAAGAUUCCGAGACUGCUAUUUGUUAUUGGUGUUGGUUGCUGAUUAAUAUGGCUUUAGGAUUGAGAUCCCUGCUUAGAGCACGUGAACAAGGUCCAUUCUUUUACCAUUAUGAGGGUGCGCAAGAUGGGGAUGGAAAUAUCAGGGCAAGAAGUGGUUAUUCAGAUAGAUAUGAACUCCCUCUUCCACAUAGCGUGAGUGUUCGGCAAUAUUCUGAAGACUACGACUUAACUAAACUGAAAAAUUGGUACAACAGACAAGUCCUAUUUAAUUAUUACGACGGUAAUCUCUUUUUACGAAUGCAUUAUUUGCAUUUGUCAAAGAAAAGAGUGGUAUCCGACAGUUUUGAAUAUGAUUUGUCAUCUUGGCUAAUGCACAAAAAGGAUACAGCUCCUUAUUCAGAUGCUAAUACAUGGUGGGCCGCCAUAAGAAGAGAGUUUAUCCUUAUUUUUAAACCCGUUUUUGAGGGUCUAAAGAUACUGCAUUUAAGGGAAGAGUAUCACGGAAAUUUAGAUUCAGAAAGUUGCAUUAAAAUUAUAUGUAAGAAUGGAAAUGUGACACGUGGAAUUCUCACCAACAUGGAGGAGAAAGUUGGAUCUAAAUCUACUCUUCGAGAGAGAGAUGCCCAACACUUGAGGGAAAUCAUCGAGAAAGUUAUCACAUUCCCAUUUAUAGGGACUUCUGAAUCAUCUGAGGAAGUUCGUGAGUUGUGUUUACAGCAACUCGGUGCUUAUUCGUGCCAGACGGACCUAAUGAUCAAGUGGAGUCUUGAUCCAGUCCUUUUUUGGGAUACGAGGAGAAGGAUACAAUUUUUGGAGGCGGUCGAUUGGUUGUACCACCGGAAUGUACCCCAACCGUCACUCGUUAAAUCCACCCACCGGUACUGGACAUGGGAUAUACUUUGCAAUGAUCAGGUGUUAGUUGAUGUUUAUUUCCAUGAACAGCAAGAUCGUACGGUGACGCCUCAAAAGUAUAGUGAGAAACAUAAUUUAAUAAGAUUUUAUAGGAAUUGUAUCCACCAUGCUGAUUUCGGUGGAAACGGACAGGUCAACUGUCCUUUUGAGAUUCAUAAGCUGUUUCUGGUGCAUUAUGAUGUUUUCCCACCAAGCAUACGCACCGCAACUGACGUUCUUAAGUUUGUGGCAUCUCCAAAAUCUUCAUCUUCAAAAUCUUCAAAAUCUUCAUCUUCAAAAUCUUCAUCUUCAAAAUCUUCAAAAGCUUCAUCUUCAAAAUCUUCAUCUUCAAAAUCUUCAUCUUCAAACUCUUCACCUUCAUUUAUUGAAGAGUUAAGAAGGUCAUUUGCGCAACAAUUCAUAGGUUGACAGCAUAUGAGGAAUCUAUUGUAUAUUGUGCUAAUUCCUUUAAUUUCAUGAGGCUUUUGAAAAUGCAUACGUUGCAGUCAUCUUGUUUUUUAAAUUGUCACUUAAAGUAGAUACUGUGAGGCAAUACUUAUGGCUUUUUUUAUUGUUGGUUUUUAAGUAGUUUAGUUUUGGAUGUGAUCCGUUAUUAGUUGGCCUGAUUGGAAAAGACUGAAGAUGAGGUUAGUGUUGUGCAUGUAAAAAUUUUACAAAACAAGAUAUUAAAUGAAUCUUAGUUAUAACGGUAGUUAUCGAAUGGGUUUUCUUAA